This is a messenger RNA of Metopolophium dirhodum (rose-grain aphid), 546 nucleotides long. RefSeq lists its product as uncharacterized. Gene Ontology annotation, biological process: mitotic cell cycle; protein phosphorylation; regulation of cytokinesis. Lineage: Eukaryota; Metazoa; Arthropoda; Insecta; Hemiptera; Aphididae. The record is from RefSeq and is a predicted model, not a curated record. Gene Ontology annotation, cellular component: spindle pole; cytoplasm; nucleus. The coding region runs from base 1 to 546 and encodes 181 amino acids. Gene Ontology annotation, molecular function: ATP binding; protein kinase activity. The transcript is spliced from 2 exons.
AUGGGUAAAACAGUAAAAAAUUACGGUCCUUACGUGGAAUGUGAUGCGCAAUUUUUGUUUUCUCAAAUCGUCGCAGCCAUCGAGUACCUUCAUGGCCUGGACAUAGCGCACAGAGACAUUAAGCCAGAAAACGUAUUACUGAACCAUAGAAAUGAAGUGAAAGUAGCUGAUUUUGGGUUGUCAGUUUUUUGUAGAGAUUCGACCAGUAAUAAACGACAAUUGUCUCGCUGUGGCACCAGGAUGUUUAUGCCACCGGAAGUAUUGACUCCAAACAACGGAUAUAACGCCAAAUUCUUCGAUAUUUGGUCAAUGGGAGGUGUGCUGCAUUACAUGUUGACCGGCCAGGUGCCGUUCGACGACGGCCGCACUAAACGGAUCGUCGCGCAACAGGUGUCGGGCGACAUUGUUCUCCUGCGACCGAUGUACAAGCGAACGGUUUCCUCGUCGGCCAAACGGCUCGUAAGGCACAUGCUCGAACCAGACGUCCUCAAACGGGCACACAUCGAGGGCAUCAAACGAUCGAAAUGGAUGACGCUGAUGGCUUAG